Molecule: messenger RNA, 5057 nt
Organism: Phasianus colchicus (ring-necked pheasant)
Lineage: Eukaryota; Metazoa; Chordata; Aves; Galliformes; Phasianidae
Source: RefSeq, a predicted model, not a curated record
CAAAACUGUGACAAGUAGUCAUUCUUCCUUGUACUAAGAUAAGUGGGUUUUAAGAUUUUUUUUCUUUGUCUAUCUGUCUGUGGGUGAUUUUGAUUGGAUAAAGAGCCUGCACGGUGAAUAAAAUUACCAGCCUUACUAUAUGGCUACUUGCCCUGUGAUUGCAGGAUGUGUAAAGAAUAACAAUACAAAGAGACCUCUAAUUCAGCAUGAAAUGAAAAACAUUUUAACAUCAAUGUUUAUCUUAACUAAGUCACAAAUCAGACUAUACUUUGGUGUUUUUUUGUUGUUUCUUUUUUUCAGAAUAAUAUAAUCGGAAGUCCUUCUAUAUUUGAGGAAGAACAAAUUGUUGGUUGGAUGGUGGAUUCAUAAGUAGUUGUCAUAUUACAAGAGUAAGAAGAUAUUUUGGUAUUUGUGAAGAACUGGAUUUUCACCCUAGUCUAGCAGCUUUGCUGCUCACUUAAACACAGAUGAAUGAAGACCCCAUUUGGAAAAUCACCAGCUCAACGAACCAGAGCUGAUGCAGGUCAUGCAAGAGUCUCUGCCAGCAUGAUGAAGAAAAGAACUUCCCACAAAAAGCAUAGAAACAAUGUGGGACCAAGCAAACCUAUUUCUCAGCCACGAAGAAACAUUGUAGGCUGCAGAAUACAGCAUGGCUGGAAGGAAGGAAGUGGACCCAUAACACAAUGGAAGGGCACAGUUCUUGAUCAAGUUCCUGUAAAUCCUUCUCUCUAUCUUAUAAAGUAUGAUGGAUUCGAUUGUGUGUAUGGACUAGAACUGCACAAAGAUGAAAGGGUUUCAGCACUUGAAGUCCUUCCAGACAGAGUUGCUUCAUCUCGAAUUAGUGAUGCCCACCUGGCAGACACAAUGAUAGGCAAAGCUGUGGAACAUAUGUUUGAGACAGAGGAUGGCUCAAAAGAUGAAUGGAGGGGGAUGAUCUUGGCUCGAGCUCCUAUUAUGAACACAUGGUUUUAUAUUACCUAUGAGAAAGAUCCUGUCUUGUACAUGUACCAACUCUUAGAUGAUUAUAAAGAAGGUGACCUUCGCAUUAUGCCUGAUUCCAAUGAUUCGCCUCCAGCAGAACGGGAACCAGGUGAAGUUGUGGACAGCCUGGUAGGCAAACAAGUGGAGUAUGCCAAAGAAGAUGGAUCAAAAAGGACUGGCAUGGUAAUUCAUCAAGUUGAAGCCAAACCAUCUGUCUAUUUCAUCAAAUUUGAUGAUGAUUUCCAUAUUUAUGUCUAUGAUUUGGUGAAGACAUCCUAGAUAUCAUCAUGAAAUUUUGCCAAAUUUGUGGAACUAUUAAAUGUAAAAUUUGUAGACACAAAGACUUGACUGCUUUUCAGUUAAACAAAAGUUUAAAUGUCCCUGUGAACUCACAGUCUCUGCUAGCAAACCUGUUUUGUUCUGAAUGUUACAAACAUUUAUGUGAAUGUGACAAAUUUUGCAUAAGAGAACUCAAUUUCUUGAUGAAAGUCAAUAUAUUUGGGUAGGAGGGAGUUAAAAGCAUAGAACAGCUGCAAAAUCAAGCUGUGUAAAGUCAAUCUAAUAUUGUAAUCUAAUUGUUUUCAUAGAUUUUUAACAUUUUCUUCAAUGUUACACUCACCUCUUCAACUGCCACAUGCAAAUGUAGUUUGCUAUUUUUAUGUCUUCUUUUGUAACAUUACAAUUAAUUUAUUUGCUGCUGGCAGUCCUUGUUUUCCAGGUUGAGUCAGAGGUGACUUUUCUCAAAGAUUUGAAUGGUUUAUGAAGCAGUAAGGAGUGCCUAACCCAAGUAACAUAAAUUUACUGUGUUUCUAGGCUUUUUCUUUUUUGUUUUACAUUAAGCUUUUUAAGAACUUUCAGUACAUGGAAACAAUUGUGCAUUUUUAGUAGUCAUGGGGCAAUAAGAUAUCAAGUGUUUGACUUAUACACCUUUCAGUGAAAAGGCAUUAAAGUGUAAAAAUAUAUUUAAUCUGUAUAACCAAUUCAUUAGAAAAUGCAGAUUAAUGGCCCAUUUUUACAAGUUGUAGAAACCAGUAAAAUAGACACAAAAAAGCCACCUUCAGUCCUAAAUGUUGUACUUUCUUUUGUUAUACACAUUUCUUAGCAAAACCCAAGUACUUGGUGCCACAAGUUUAACAGUAUAUAUACUACUUAAGAAGACUUCAGUCUAUGCAUUGUCAAUCAGUAGUCUUUCAUUUAAUGUAACCUACCAAACUGGAUAUAUGUCUGUAGACUUAAAAGCCUAACAGUAGUUAAUGUUUUACAUGGUAAAUACAAUCUCAAGGGUGGAGAUGGAGUCCUCUUACAUUGAAGACGUCCUUUAGAGAAGAAGUAUUUAUUGCCUUCUACUCAGUCUGCAGAUGAUUCUGUUUGAAUCUCACACCCAGAGGAGUGGGAUUUGAACCCAUGCCUCCACGGGAGACUGUGACCUGCAGCCUUCUUGCUUUUGUUCUCAACCAUCUUGGUUCAAGAAUAUAUGUUCCCAAUAUAUUGUUUUUCUGACUUUUCCAUGUAAGGAGUGUCCAAACAAAUCUACAGCUUAAACCUGUUGUUGCCUUUUGUGGUGUACUUGCUUAGAGGUAUGUUGUUAACAUGAAUUUCAUUCUACGAGCACUAGAGUUCUGCAUGCUAGUGGUGUACUAUCUAAUGGAAGCUAUAGGCAGUCUCAGUGGUUCAGUCAUCUGCAUUAGACUGUGGAUGUAAAUAGCAGCCAAAUCCUUUCACAUUUUUAAUCUUGCAAGAUGGUUGUAAAUCAAGGUUAGGAUUUCAUUGUUUUUUUAAGUUUAGCAGCUUUUAAAAGCAUCAGAAUUGCAACAAGGCAACAAAAUUGGACAGCAACAAAAUUGUCAUGUUACUUUAGAGCAGGGCUCUACAAGCUUCAAAGUACAGCUUCACAGUAAUACAGUAUGUGAAGACAGUUAACACUACUGAUGGAAAGAAGGAAUACAUAGAUAUAUACAACCUUAUGCUCUUAGUGGAAGGAUUCAGUAGAGGUGCUAUUAAUCAAAGAUCAAAGGUUUGACCUCUAUUUUGAGUAUUCUUGAUAUCAAAGAGUCAGUGGUUUAAGCCCCUUUCUGUCCUUUUCUUUUCCUGAUUUCAUAUUUUAGCCUUAAGGCUUGUGCUUCAUUAUGCUGUUGAAUGGUAAUACCGUAUAAAUAUGAUACUUUAAUUCUUUGUCUCUUGCUAUUAUAUUACAUUCUGUCCAGUAUUUCAUCAUGGGCAACCCAAGGCAGGCAAUUGUAUUUCAGUUCACAGCUUCUCAAUCCAGUACUUAAGCACUAAGUACCUGAGUUGCAAAUUUUCCUUCUGUUUUGAACAAAGUGAGCAGAUUUGCAACGCAGUGCUUUCAUCCUGCAGAUCUGUUAUGUGCUUUCUAUUGACUCUUAGAGUCCUGCAUGUAAAUCUUAAAGCUGAGCCUGGCUCCAUGAGCCCCAGUUAAUAUUUGUGGCACAAGAAUGAGUGAGUGUACUGAUUAUACACAAGAUACAUGAAUAACUUGGUACAAGGAAUUUUGGGCUAUAUGUCUAAGGAAUACAAGAUUUGUUUUGAAAUAGCUGAGGUUUAGGUCUACUGUAACAUUUUUAGCAUUAGGCUUGCAUUUGUGAGUUUUAUGCAAACCAUUCUAAUAUAUCAGGUAUUUUGAUAAUUAGAAUAUAAUCUAUAAAGUGUCAAAUUUCUGGUUGUUUUUAGAUGUCACUGUUGUUUGUUACACAGUUUUUGUUUUUUCUUUUCAUCUUUUUCUUAAGGUUUGGGUUGGUUGUUUUUUUUUUUGUUUGUUUGGUAGGGUUAUUUUUUUCUUUUGUUUAUGUUUGAUAGCUUAAGAAACACAUUUUUGAGGCUUGAGACUGAUUCUUCUCCCUGAUAUCUGCCUUAGGCUUUGUUUUAGGCUAAUGCUUCAGAUCUGCAUGCACUGCUUUUGUUAACCUGGUAACUAAUUGUUGACCCCUUGUUCUAGAGGUUCAACAUUGCUUUCCAAAUUUAUCAUAGAGCUUGUGAUGGCACAUUACAUGGAUCUUUGGAUAAAAGUUAUUGGCCUCUCUAAAACCUGCUGUAGUAUUGUUGUAUAUUGUGUGUGUGUGUGAUGUCAAGCUGCCAUGUAAAACUUUUUAAAACUAAAAAAAAUUAAACCUGGGCCAUCCUUCUCUGCAUGCUUAGAAAGUUAGAACAUUCAAUGUAACAAACUAAAGUUGCAUGUUAUAAUGUUUAGAUUUGGGUUUUGUUCUGUUUUUUCUUUCUUUCUUUCUUUCUUUUUUGGGGGGAGGGGGGUUGUUCAUUUUUUUGUGAAUUUGCUUAUUGUGCUGUUUAAAUGGUUGUUAGUAGGAUUAAAUGCACUGGUGAGGCAAACAUAGUGCCAACAGAAGGUAAUUUUCCAGUUGUAUGUGUCAUACAGCAUUUGAAGGGAUCAUGUAUUCUGUUCAAGAAUAAAUAGAAUCACAAUUGAUUAGUAGAACACUACUUUUUUUCUUCUUUUGAAUGGCAAACCCUAAACUAAGCUGGACUAUGUGAAGACUGAAAUACUUUGGGGAAAGUCUUACUUAUUACAAUAGGUAUAAGCCUUCUUUAAAUUAAUUAUUUUAAAAGGGAGGCUUUAUUUUCAGACAGAAUAUAUUACACUUGUUUCAGGGGAAAAAAAUGGUAAAAGCAGUUUUUGGUUCCUUGAAAAUGCUGUGCUUUUUGUAUUUUACAUCAUUCAUUAGUGCAAUUUGGAUGGUUCUUGGUAUGCGUAUAGUUCAGAUGUCUUUGUAUUCACAUUAUAGAAUUAGGUAAUGACUUCAUCUUUAGAGCUCAGUUUCAUUAUUUUUAUUUUAUUUUGAACAAUUUAGACAGUUCCCUGUUUUCUGCAUUUAUAAGUAUGAAUACUUUAAAUCUGUUACUUAAUUCUGUAAGUAAUUUUUAUAAUUAUGAUGUAACUCUAUCCUUAAAACAUUUAAAAUAAAUCCUUUAUGUGCAACUCAUGACUGCAAAUUUUCUUUGCAUGAGCAAAAUGUAGUGAUGUGACUUCAGGUUGUGAAUAGGCAGUUUCUUCAGGUUUGUUCGUUUAGGUUCUUUUUUAGUUAAAAACUACUUAGUAUUUUAAU